Messenger RNA from Epinephelus moara (kelp grouper), 2894 nucleotides. RefSeq names its product progestin and adipoQ receptor family member IIIa (gene paqr3a). The record is from RefSeq and is a predicted model, not a curated record. Gene Ontology annotation, molecular function: signaling receptor activity. The coding region runs from base 105 to 1148 and encodes 347 amino acids. NCBI's taxonomy places the organism in Eukaryota, Metazoa, Chordata, Actinopteri, Perciformes, Serranidae. The transcript is spliced from 8 exons. Gene Ontology annotation, cellular component: membrane.
GGGUCCAUCACUGAUGACGUCUCUGAUGAUUUGGAAGAUGUUGUAGCCGAAACUUGAUGUACACUACGUUGUCUUAUUAAAUUAAUGUUAACUUAUUCAUACAAAUGCAUAACACGUAUUACAAGCCCCAAAAUGGAACAAACUGCACAUACACCAAAUUAAAAGCUUCAGGUCAGACUAAGGCAGAGUCCUACGGCCCAGCCAUGCCUCAAAAACCCCAAAAGAGCGCUCAGACGACACACUACAUUGAGCUGGGAGGUUAUCAGUACUGGCCUGUGCUGGUGCCUCGAGGAAUCAGACUGUACACCUAUGAACAGAUCCCGUUGUUUCUGAGGGAGAACCCCUACAUCACAGAUGGAUACAGAGCCUACCUGCCCUCCAGACUGUGCAUUAAAAGCCUCUUCAUUCUGUCCAAUGAGACGGUGAAUAUCUGGAGCCAUCUGUUGGGCUUCCUCCUCUUCUUCUUUGUCGGGGUGUACAACAUGGCCUCGGUGCUGCCAGCCAUCGGCGCCUCCAAAGAGGACUACGUCAUCUACUCCAUCGGGCUCUUCUGCUUCCAGCUGUGUAUGCUGUGUUCAGUGGGUUAUCACCUGUUCUGUUGCCACCGCUCGGAGAAGACGAGCCGCCGCUGGAUGGCGCUGGACUACGCAGGGGUUUCCAUCGGCAUCCUGGGCUGCUACGUCCCCGGAGUCUUCUACACCUUCUAUUGUAAUAAUUACUGGCGGCAGGUGUACCUAGUGACGGUCCUGGCCAUGAUCCUGGCCGUCUUCUUCGCUCAGAUCCACCCUCAUUACCUCAGCAAGCAGUGGAAGCAGCUGCGCUCGCUCAUCUUCUGCUUGGUGGCCGGGUACGGCCUCAUCCCCACCGUCCACUGGAUCUGCAUCACUGGGGGCUUCUCCUCAGAGCUCGUCCAGGCUUUUGUUCCUCGAGUCCUGGGGAUGUACUUCAUCGCUGCAUUAGCACUCAUUUUCUACGUUUCAAAAGUUCCUGAGCGCUACUUCCCAGGUCAGCUGAACUACCUGGGCUCCAGUCACCAGGUGUGGCACCUGCUGCUGGUGCUGAUGUUUUACUGGUGGCACCAGUCAUCAUCCUUCAUCAUGGCGUACAGACACAGCCAGCCCUGCCCCGACACCUCCCACCAUGCCUAGGACGCUGCUCUGCACGCUGGGAUCCCUGACACUGUUAAACUGUUGGCGAACAGCUGCAGCUUAUUCCAGCAUGCACAAGUGGAAGGCAGGGAGACACCAUGGACGGGCCUUUAGUCCACCUCAGUGUCCCCACAGAUGGACACAUUCUUACCUGCAAAUGUCUUCAGUCCACCGAACCUGUGGAGGAAACCAUCAGAGGGGCUGCAGACAGGAAUCAGACCUGUGACCUCCAGGAUGUCGAGGGUGUUUUUAAGAUGAGAUGGAAUCUCUGAGUGACUGUAGGUCAACAGUCACAGUGGCUAAAAACUAAUUUUUACCACCUAAAAACAAACAACUGAAUCUCUGAAUUGAAACUACAGAAUCUCCAGAAUUUGCACUGCGUUCAAAUUUACAUAACAUUAAAAGCAGCUUUGAUCAAAACGCAGCCACAUUAAACAUUACCCAGAUCAUCAAGGUUGGCGGGCGUCGUCAAGUAGCAUUUACUUUUUUCUAUGAGACAGUUAAGUGCCUGUAAAUGAAACGUCAUGUAGCUCUUGUUGAAUUAAAUUAACACAAUUCCAUGUCGUGAUAAUGCUUUUAGAAACAGCUGCCUGUAGGCUCAGUAAAUAAUCAAGUAAAAUCACCUUCAAAGGGAAAAUUACAUGUUCAAUGUCCACGCUCUGCACAGUUCUGCUAAAAGUAUAAGUGGAUGUGAGUUAACACAUCUUUGUUUUAGUGUUGAGGUUUGCUGACGCUCAGCCCACAUCAAGUCGUAUAGAUUUUUUUAUGUACAAACUCUGAAACAUUAUUAGUGGUUUAAACUGUGCGGUACUUUCUCAUGAGAACAAGCAAAAACUAACCAGUAUCUUUGAAUAUAAUUCAUGUUUAGAUAGAAAAACCAAAGACUGCUGUGGAGCGACACCCGAGAUGUUAUCUUCAUCAGGUCGUAUUACAUUAGGUUGUUAAUUUGUCCUUUAGCGUGUACAGUGUGUGUACAGUGUGUGUACAGUGUGUGUACAGUGUUGAUGUUUCUGUCUCUCACUGCAGAGUGAGACAAACUACAGAUCGUUUCAGGAUGGUGACAUGUAUUGACUCUAAACACAGGUACUGCAGCUGUGUCUGUACCUGAUACUCCACAACUGAAUGUGUUUCUCUGUCCUGUGUUGGGCUGCACCGCCUCAGUGUUCAAACUGACAGUUAUAUCAGAGCUGCGCAGGGUGUUUGAGGAGCAAACCCUCAGUGUUCACUACUGGAAUGUUUUUGUAUUAAAUCUGAGCUGAACCCAGCUACUAGAUUAAACUAUUGUCUAUUUGUUCAAAGUAUCUCCCUCACAUUUUUAUUUCAGUAUUGUCCAGUCCCAACCUGUGAGAGUCGGGGUUUAUUAGAACAGUCAGUCAGUUUGGGGGUGUUAUGGACCAGUUCGGCCUCUAGGGGCUGCUAGUGAGACUUUUAGGCCUCUUAACUGUGUCCCAACUUUAAACUAAUGCUAAUGUCUACACUGUUGACAUUUAAGUUGCCUCCAGGUGUCAGAUUUAAAGCUUUAAUGCACCUGCACUACACUGUCUUUAUACAUGUUCUUUCAUUAUUCAAGUUAUUUACUACAUUUUUAUUUUGUGCUUUUUCUCUUUGUCUGAACACUUUGAAACUUGAGCAGCUGGCUUGGUUUCUUUCAAAAGCAUGGGAAGAAAGCAAUGAGGAAAUAGCAAAAAAAAAAAAAGUCAAUAAAUUAGUAAAAAAAAAAAAAAAAAUAGAGAGAAUUUAAAACAA